GGGAGACUUGCCGCGUCACUGGGAUGCGGUCGCCGGAGCCGGGCGUCUAGCCUACCGUAUUCGCUCAUAUGCCCACGCCGAGAGGGACCACUCACCAUUUCCUCCGCUCACCGAAGAUGGCGGCUCCAUCGCACCAAGACCAUGCGGCGCCACAGCAACCGCACUUUUUAGUGUUGUUCGACUUUGACGAGACCAUCAUCAAUGAGAGCAGUGACGAUGCUGUGGUGCGCGCUCUGCCAGGCCAGCGGCUUCCUGACUGGCUGAGAAACAGCUACAGGGAGGGGCACUACAACGAGCACAUGCAGAAGGUCUUGGUGUACAUGGCGGAGCAGGGCGUGUCUGAGGACUCCAUCCAUUCAGCGGUGGAGAAGAUCCCACCCACACCUGGCCUCGUUAACCUCUUCCAGUAUCUGCAGGGCUAUCAGCAGGACUUUGAGCUGGCCGUGGUCUCCGACGCCAACAUGUACUUCAUCGAGACGUGGCUGGAGUGUGCCGGGGUGCGCCACCUUUUCGCCAAGAUCUUCACAAACCCGGCCAGUUUUGACACAACUGGCCGUCUCGUCCUGCUCCCCUUCCACUCCCACUCGUGCCCCUGCUGUCCCGACAACAUGUGCAAGCAGGUGAUCCUUCGUGAUUAUCUGACGGGCCGACAAAAGGAGCGUAGUGGUGCUCCUUUUCAGAGGGUAUUCUAUAUCGGAGAUGGGGCCAAUGAUAUCUGUCCCUCUCUGGCUCUGGGGCCCCGGGACACAGCCUUCCCCAGGAGGGACUUCCCCAUGCACAGGCUGCUGCUGGAGAUGUCCCAGGCAGCCAAGUUCAAGGCAAACAUAGUUCCUUGGGUCAGCGGCGAGGACAUAGUGGACAGCCUGAAGAAAAUAAUGGAAGAGAGAUGAGAUGUGUGUGUGCGUGUGUGUGUGAGUGUGUGUUCCUAAACCGAGGCUACUUUUGGGGACACAUUUCAGACGUGAUUAGUGUGAGGAUAAGAUUCCAGGACAAAAAUGCAAGUCAAUGUAAUGUCCCCAAAAGUUAUCUCACUAAAAUGUGUGUGCGUGUGAUUGUGUGAAAGAGAAAGGCAAUGAGAGGGGCAAAUAUAGCAAAAGUGCACGAAUCCCAGUCCUGGUGAGCUGCAGGAUAUGCAUGAUUUUACCCCAGCAACACUUGGCACAAUCUGUAAAGACGUAGCCAAAUAGUGUGCAUCUGUUUGAAUCACCUGUUUUUAAAUGAAUAGUUUGAGAUUUUCUUGUGGAGUUAGAUAUUGUGAUAAAUAUGUGGCUGGUGUCAGCAGCUGGUUAGUUUAGCUUAGCAUAAAGACUGAAAAUAGGGGGAAACAGCUAGUCGUUUCUCCUUGUUUCCAGUCUUAAUGCUAAGCUAAGAUACCAAGCAGCAUAUUUUCUGUAGACAUGAGAGAGUGUUAUAGGUCUUCUCAUUUAACUCGCUGCAAGAUGUGAUUAAGUGUCAUUUCAAAAAUGUCCAAACUAUACCUUUAAUGCUAGCCUAAACACCUAUUCUCAUACUAAGUAAUAGGUUUUAGUAUGCAGUAUUAGAACUUGAUUUCCAUUUGAAUGCAAAUACAUCCCGAUCAAGAUAAUCAUGAUCAAUAAUGGAGAAAAAGCAAAUCAUGCUCUAAGUUCUGGUUUUUGAGUUUGAUCAAAAUGCUGAAGAUCAGAGUAGAUUUUAACCAAAGUUGUGUCUAGUGUGCUCCGGAGUGAGCUAAAUCAAAUGCAAUCAGCUCAUUUAACACACCAUCUCAUUCAAUAUGAAUGUAAUGUAGUUUACAUCUGACUAUCUCACUGUAUCUGACACUGUUGAGCAACCCUAGCCAGGAAAUUCGGUGUCACAGGUACUGUGUAGGGAUUUCAGUGAGCUAGAGCAACAGCUUGAAUCUACUCCACUCUCGGUGCUCUCUUGUGUUGACGGGCUUAUUAUUUUUUUUAAAACACUCAACACUGCAUUCAAGGACCUCGAUGAGAGACACAUAAGCAGGAUCAGGUGUUGCAGCACCGCACGGGACAAAAGACCACACAUGUUGUGUCAGACAGGGACAAGGACGGCAGAGAGCAGGGAUAAGGUGUCUCUGUCCACCACUCAUUACUGAUACCUAAUCUAGGGCUUGAUUAUACAACAGUGAUCUACACCAGCAUGAGAUCCAAAGGGAACGCUGUAGCCAUACGCUUGCACUUUGGUACAACAUUAUACCCUGUGACUCUGAAACAAUGGAAAAAAAGUCUAAUGCAAAGUACCAAUUGAAGAAUUUUAAUUGUAUUUGUGUAUUAUUAUUAGCUCGCUCUCACUGUACUUGUACCCUUUUAACAUUCACAGUGAAUAUUAGUAUUGAUAACAGAUAUAUUUAGAUUGAGGAGCAUUUGCAGCCUGUUUGAAUGUAUUCCCAGUAAACAGCAGUGUUGUGAGUGAGUGACGAUUAUAUUAAUAUAUAUUUGCAUACUCGACUCGACACGUAGCCUCAUUCUGCCUCACUAAAUCUAUGUCAUGGACUUGAAAAUAUAUUUAAAAAUAAGGAGCACUUGUAUAAAUUGAGAUGAUUUACAGGGACAUUAAUAUUUUGUUUUAAUUCAGGAAAUUGUGAAAUAUUAAGUCUUGAUAAAUAUCUUUGUUUUCCCAUCCUGUUUACAAAAAGCUGUUUGAAUUAUGAUUCUCAUUGGGCAUGCAUACUGUACAUUAGCUAAGGUACUAAAGCCUGUUUAAGGUUUCCAUGUGAGUAUACAGACAAGUUAACACUCAUAUUGGUCCUGUCUAGUAACUGUAGGCCAGAGGUAGAAUAAUUGAGUGUAUAAUUACAUUCAUUUUUUUAUCCAUACCCAUAUACUGAACAGCAAGCCAUUGCAGAUAAUAAUAAGAAAGUUUGUGUGCUGAUGAAAAGCCGUCAAAAAGAUAAGUAAUAAACUUGUUAAUUGAUGAAAAACUUCUAGCCUUAAAAAACAACCUUAUGCUGUAAAAGUGCUGGUAUUUUCUUUUUCAGUGUUUUAAUUUCUCAGGGAGUAGAAGCAAAAGUAUUGACAAGCAAACACAAUGAUAUGUGUUUAUGAAAUAUGUUUAUUUGCUGCUCUAAGAUGAUCAUUUAUGAUUCAAAAAGUAUUGAUGUUUAUGAGAAGUAAUCAAUGCAGCUGGAGUGUGAUCCUGAAACUCUUUGAGAUCAAAACCUAAUCCAUUAAUGCUUUGUGAGUAGGAGACUAAAGUCAUAUGAGUUUAUUAUAUAAAAAAUGUAACAGUGGGUCAUUUAAUUAACUCUAACUGUCUGUGUACCUGUAAAACUUCCAUGGAGUUUUGUGCAAUAAUUAAAUGCUGUAUUCUUGAUAUGAUGUAAAAGAGAAAAACAGGAAGUAAAACUUUUGAGGUUUUCAGGGAUGUGAAUCAACACCAGAUCACCAAACUAGUUGUUUUUUCAAUGAAACUUUAAAAUGGUAUUAUGGCUUCACAACAACCAAAUAAAAUGAUGCGUUGUUGGGACUGCUUGACUAAUAUGCUACUUUUUUCAUUUUUGUAGUUUGCUGUAUCCUGGGUGUGAGUGUUUGUAAUCAAAGAUCCAGUUCUGUGUGUAAAGCAUCAGUGUGACAGGAAUAUAAAGCCAUUAUCUGAUUAAUCUGUUUAUGUUGUGUUUCACAGCCGCGACUAUGAACUAGUUUCCUCUUGAGGAUCGAUGAGGCUCAUCGUAACUUAUCACUUUCAUUAAAGAAUGAUAUGGACAACAACGAUCUCACCUCAAGCUCCAUUUAGUGACUGUUCUGGAGCUUUCACAUGAGUUUGUUUUCACAGAAAUGUCAAAUUUUCAUUU
This is a messenger RNA of Anarrhichthys ocellatus (wolf-eel), 3787 nucleotides long. RefSeq names its product probable phosphatase phospho1. The coding region runs from base 69 to 890 and encodes 273 amino acids. The transcript is spliced from 2 exons. Gene Ontology annotation, molecular function: phosphatase activity. NCBI's taxonomy places the organism in Eukaryota, Metazoa, Chordata, Actinopteri, Perciformes, Anarhichadidae. The record is from RefSeq and is a predicted model, not a curated record.